AUGGACAAAGAUUCAUCAGUUUCAGCUGCAUCUAGGAGGAUGGCGAUCAAUAGUACAAUAUUUUUACAUAAAAAUAUUCAUAAAGAAACUUGAAAGUUCCCCGACGGACGAACAGUAAAUCAAAUUGAUCACGUGCUCGUCGACACUGGAUUCAGAUAUAGCGUAAUAUAUGUGAGAAGCUAUCGAGGGUGAUUGUAACAUAGACUAUUUCCUAUUCAUCUUCAGAAUCAUACUCAAACUAAAAAGGAGGGUACGGAUAGAACUAGAACACCCAGAUUCAAUUUAGAAACCAUCAAAGGCAAGGAAGACAGAGACAAUUUCGUUCAAGAAGUUAAAAAAGAACUAUUGGUAAGACGAGUAGGCCAUGAUAUUGAUAAUUAG
Cinara cedri is the source of this 381-nucleotide messenger RNA. The record is from the annotation of a GenBank genome assembly. NCBI's taxonomy places the organism in Eukaryota, Metazoa, Arthropoda, Insecta, Hemiptera, Aphididae.